Messenger RNA from Fukomys damarensis (Damara mole-rat), 1209 nucleotides. Its product is annotated as olfactory receptor 7D4. Gene Ontology annotation, biological process: G protein-coupled receptor signaling pathway. The transcript has 3 exons. The coding region runs from base 201 to 1181 and encodes 326 amino acids. Gene Ontology annotation, cellular component: membrane. Gene Ontology annotation, molecular function: olfactory receptor activity; G protein-coupled receptor activity. NCBI's taxonomy places the organism in Eukaryota, Metazoa, Chordata, Mammalia, Rodentia, Bathyergidae. The record is from RefSeq and is a predicted model, not a curated record.
UGCUUCCUGUUGAGAGCCAACGAUAUGAUGUUAGCUGUAGGAGUCAGGUGCUCCCUGUUGAUAGCCAAACAGCUGAUGUUCGCUGUAGGAGUCAGGCUGGUUCAUGUUGUGAUGGCUGGGGUGCCACAAGUGGCGCCCGAGCAGGGACCCGAGUAUCAAGGGAUCCAGUGAAGGACACCACGGAGAAGAACGAGGCCUCAAUGAAAAGGAAAUACACCAACUACAUGGCAGCAGAGAAUAGGACAGGUGCAUCACAAUUUCUUCUGCUGGGCCUCUCAGAUGAUCCUAUAUUGCAACCUCUUCUCUUUGCACUGUUCUUGGCCAUGUACCUCAUCACUGUGGUCGGGAACCUGCUCAUCAUUGCAGCUGCCAGCUCUGACUUCCACCUCCACACACCCAUGUACUUUUUCCUCUCCAAUCUGUCUUUCACUGACAUCUGCUUAACUUCCUCCACGGUCCCAAAGAUGCUGGUGAACAUUCAAUCGCAGGUCCAAGGAAUCUCCUACAUACAGUGCCUCACUCAAGUUUAUUUUUUCAAUAUUUUUCUUGGCAUGGAUAACUUUCUCCUGACUGUGAUGGCUUAUGACCGCUUUGUGGCUAUCUGCUACCCCUUGAAAUACACAGUCAUCAUGAAUCCCAAGCUCUGUGGCCUUCUGCUUCUGGUGUCUUGGAUCAUCAUGUUCUGGGUCUCCCUGAUUCAUAUUCUACUACUGAAACAACUGACCUUCUCCAUAGGAACUGAAAUCCCUCAUUUCUUCUGUGAAUUGAAUGAGAUGCUCAAGGUGGCCAGCUCGGACUCCCUCAUCAACAACAUCUUUCUCUAUGUGAUGACUGCCGUGUUGGGUGUGUUUCCUGUCGCUGGGAUUCUCUUCUCCUACUUUCUCAUCAUCUCCUCCAUACUGAGGAUGUCCUCUUCUGUGAGCAGGUAUAAAGCAUUUUCCACCUGUGGGUCUCACCUCUGUGUGGUGUCCUUGUUCUAUGGGACAGGAUUUGGUGUGUACCUCAGUUCUUCCACCACUCUUUCUACCCAAAGCAGCACUGUUGCCUCUGUGAUGUACAAUGUGGUCACACCUAUGCUGAACCCCUUCAUCUACAGCCUGAGGAACAACGAAGUGAAGGGGGCCACGGCAAGACUCUUCAGCAGAGCAGCCUCCUGUCAUCCAUGGAUCAUUGACCUCUGAACUAAGUGGAUGUUGUGUCCUCUGAGCG